CACAACAAUGACAAUGACAAAGAUGAUGUUCCAGGCAAGGUGGACGAAAAGGCAACACAAUUACAUGCCAUCGCCUCGCUGAAGGUUCUGCUGGAUGCCACAAAACCCCAACGGGGUGGUGCUACCACCUCGGCUGCCAAUCAUGUGAAGAUUAAUCUGAAAGAGACCACAUUAGCGGAUCGUCCAAAUGGCAAUAUUGAUACAACUCUAGAUUCGCCAUCGUUAAGUGGUCGUCGUGCCAGCUGGAUAGAUCAAAGGGUCAAAAUUCAAACGCGAAAAUUUAGCAUCAAACAGACACAAGAAAUCGAAGAUGAACCAGAGCCCCUGAGCAUGGCCUGGCCCGAUACUGCCCGUAAACGUUUAACUUAUAUACUGGUGGCACCGCUUUUAAUACCCAUGUGGUUGACAUUACCCGAUACUCGUACGCCCAAAGGUAAAAAACUAUUUCCGGUAACGUUUAUUGGUUCCAUAGUAUGGAUAGCGGCCUUUUCAUAUCUCAUGGUAUGGUGGGCCAAUGUGGCCGGUGAUACGGCCCGUAUACCACCCGAGGUUAUGGGUUUAACCUUUUUGGCGGCUGGUACCUCUAUACCAGAUCUGAUAACUUCGGUUAUUGUGGCGCGUAAAGGUUUUGGUGAUAUGGCUGUUUCCAGUUCUGUGGGUAGUAAUAUCUUUGAUGUUACCGUGGGUCUACCCAUACCCUGGCUCUUAUUUGGCAUCUUCUAUGGUGCACCCGUUGAAGUCAACUCCGUUGGCAUGGUCUGCUCCAUAACGAUAUUGUUUAUGAUGUUAAUAUUUGUCGUUAUGUCAAUUGCCUGCUUCCGUUGGCGCAUGAAUAAGGGUUUAGGUUUUACCAUGUUUUUGUUAUAUUUCGUUUUUGUUGCCGUUUCGUUAAUGUUUGAAUAUGAUGUAAUAACAUGUCCAGUGUAAAAUGUUAUAGACGAAAUUUAAAAAUUAUUAAAAAUAAAACCGUAAACAUUAUAUAUUAUAAUAAUAGUAACAACAAAAAAUACAAAAAAAAAACAACUUUAUAUACAAACAUAUAUAAACAACAACAACAAAAAAAAUUAAAUAAUAAUAAUAAUGAAAAAAACCAAAAAAAAAACAUUUAUAUAAGAAAAUUGUUAAUAAUUUUUAAGUAAGUUUAUUAAGAAAAUUUAUUAAUUUAAACCAACAAAAAAAAAACAGAAAAAAGUAUAUAAAAAUCAAGAAUUUGCAAAACUUGAUAAAAAUGAGUAAAAAGUGAAGUAAACCAACAAACAGAAUGUAUUGUACUUUAGCAACAAAAAAACAUGAAAAAAAAUUAACAAAAAAAUUAGCUAAAAAAUUAUAAAAAAAAUGAUUUAAUAUAAUAGAACAAAAAACUGCGUUAUUUACAACGCUAAAGUGCUCAUUAACAGAGAAAUUGUUAUUUAUUUAUUAAUUAUUAUUAAUUAUAUAAAAUUAUUAUUUUUUAACAUUUUAUUUUUAUUAUUAUUAUUAAAUAUUUAACAAAAACAAAAAACUAAAUAUUUUUUUUGUUGUUAUUAAGAAAUUGAUAAACCAAACGUAAACUUUAGAUAAAAAUUCUUUAACGUAAAAAUCUACGAAAAAUAAAACUCCUUUAUAUAAACAAAAGAAAAACUAUACUUUAGACUUUAAUAUUAAUAUAACAUUACUAAAAUACUAAACUAAUACUCGUACAUACAAAAACAUAUUACUAAUUAUAUAAAAUUUUUAUUAAAUUUACCUCCCCCUUUCCCCUUAAACCCUUAAAAAAAAACUCACCUACUUGUAUUAAAAAAGCUUUCAUUACCUUAUUUAGAUUGUUUUAAACAUUUAACUUUUUUUAGUUUUAAUAUAAUUUUAUUUCAUUAUUACGUGAAAAAGUUAAAAGCUCUCUAAAGCUUUUUUCAAUCAAUUUAGUUUUUAUAGCAAUAAUUGAAAAGCCAACAUUGUAGGCUCAUUUUGAAACGAUUUUUGUGAUUUUUAGCUGUAAAAAACGUAAAAGCGUUAAAAGCUCUAAAAAGCUUUUUUACAAAAGUUAAGUUUUUACAACAAUUUUUUAAAGGUUAACACUGUAGGCUUAUUUUCAAACGAUUAUUGUGAUUUUUUUGUAAAAAAAAAAACGUAAAAGCUCUAAAAAGCUUUUUUUUCGAAAAUGUAUAAUUUCUACAAUAAUUGAAAAGCCAACAUUGUGCACUAAUUUUUAAACGAUUUUUAUGAUUUUCGCUUUAAAAAAAGUAAAAGCGUUAAAAGCUCUAAAGAGCUUUUUUGCAAAAAUUUAGUCUUUACAACAACUAUUGAAAAGCCAACAUUGUAGGCUUAUUUUGAAACCAAUUUUGUGAUUUUUUUCUGCAAGAAACGUAAAAUCGUUAAAAGCUCUAAAAAUUAUUUUGAAAUGAUUUUUAUGAUUUUUGCUAUAAAAAACGUAAAAGCUUUAAAAGCUCUAAAAAGCUUUUUUUUUAAAAUUCAAAUUUACAAAAAUAAUUGAAAUGUAAUCAUUUUAGUCUUAAUUUGUAAGGAUUUUUGUAAAUUUCCGCUGUAAAAUCGUUAAAAGCUUUAAAAAGCUUUUUUACAAAAAUUCAACUUUUUUUAGCAAUAAUUUAAAAGCAAACAUUUUAGGCUUAUUUCAAAAUGAUUUUAUAAAUUUUAGCUCAUAUUUCAAUAAAAAGCUUUCAAAAGCUUUUUUAAAAACUCCAGUUAUUUUCGUUAAAAAUAAUAAAAAUUUUCAUUUUAACUUAAUAUCUAUUAAUUUUAACGAUUUUUAAUUUUUAAAGCCGCUUAAAGGUAAAAAGCUUUUUAAAGUAUAAAAGCUUUUAUAAGCUUUUUAGAAAAAAACUUAUAUUUUUCAAACAAAAACAAUGAAAUUUAUAUUUUUAGCCAAAUUUUUAGUUAUUCUGGCAUUUUUAGCUCAUAAAUAGAUGAUAGUAAGAAAAAUAAAAAAAGCUUAUAAAAGCUUUUUUGUAAAAUUUUAAAAUUUUUAAUAAAAAUGGUUCGUUGCUCUAUUUUUCCUGAUUAUGGCAAUUUUUGGUUCAUAAAUCUAAUAAAAGUGCGAACAGUUAAAAAAAGCUUUUAAAAGCUUUUUCCAAAAAUUUUAUUUUUUAAUAAUAAAAAUGAUUUUCAACCUAGAUUUAUGGUUCAUAAAUCUAGUAAAAGUGCGAACAGUUAAAAAAAGCUUUUAAAAGCUUUUUCCAAAAAUUUUAUUUUUUAAUAAUAAAAAUGAUUUUCAGCCUUAUUACUAUGAUUAAUGGUAAUUUUUAACCCAUUUGGCAGGUUAUAAAUGCAAAAAAGAUAAAAGCUUUUAAGAGCUUUUUUUGGAAAAUAGCAAAAACCGUGAUUUAACUUAAUUUCUAGUAACUAGGAUGAUAUUUGUUUAAUAAAACUGGUUAUAAAUUUUGAAUAGUAUAAAAGCUUUGUUAUAAAAAAUUAAUUAACUUUUCAAUAACAAUUAAUUGUCUGUUGCAUAGCUACAAUUAUUUUUUGAAGUAUGGAGCAGGUUAUUAGGGCAAAAAUUAUAAAAGCUUUUAAGAACUUUUUUGGGAAAUUAACAAACAAAUUAGGUUUUAACUUAAUUUCUAAUAACUAUGGUGGUUAUUGACUAAGAAAACUGGUUUAAAGCGUAAAUAAUAAAAAAAGUUUUUAAAAAGCUUUUUUCACAAUUUUUCUAUUUUUAUUAAAAAAUGGUUUUUAACUUGAUUACUAUUAAUUAGAAUAAUUUUUAGCUUAUAAAAAAGGUUAAAAGUGCAAAAAUUUUAAAAGCUUUUAAAAGCUUUUUUCACAAAAUAUGACAAAAAUUCAAAAAUUUGUUUAUAAUUUCUUUUUAAUUAAUUUAGCUUGAAUUUAAGUAGAGUUUUUGAGUUUUUUUUUAUAAAGCUUUUUAAAGCUUUUAAUGUUUAAUUUUUUUUUUCUUAUUUUUUUAUAAUUCUAUUUGUUUGUAAUGUUUAGUUUUCAACCAUUAUUAUUAUUUUUUUUUUUCAAAUAAUUACUCUAAACUAAAGCUUUUUUUGAGAAAAGCUUUUCCUAUAUGCAACAUAAAAUUAUAUGCUUUUAUUACUUAAUUGAAACUUAAACUAUUAAAACAAAUUUAAAGAAAAUAUUAAUUAAACUAUAACUAUAAUUUGCGUUAAUUAAAUUAUAUACUCAAAAAGACACUCAUAAAAACAUUUUAAAUAAAAGCUAUAUAAUUAAUAUGACCGACGAAAAAAAGCUUUUAAUGAAAAGAUUAACCAAAAAAACUUAACUAUUUGUAUAAUUUAAGUUGCUUUAUUAUUAUGAAACUAAACUAUAAAACUAAAUUUUUCUCUUUUAACAAAAACUCUCUCUCUAAAC
Lucilia sericata (common green bottle fly) is the source of this 4308-nucleotide messenger RNA. RefSeq names its product sodium/potassium/calcium exchanger Nckx30C-like. The record is from RefSeq and is a predicted model, not a curated record. NCBI's taxonomy places the organism in Eukaryota, Metazoa, Arthropoda, Insecta, Diptera, Calliphoridae. The annotation marks the transcript as partial. Gene Ontology annotation, molecular function: calcium channel activity; calcium, potassium:sodium antiporter activity. Gene Ontology annotation, cellular component: membrane. Gene Ontology annotation, biological process: calcium ion transmembrane transport; intracellular calcium ion homeostasis. The transcript has 5 exons.